ACUCGGGGAGGGGCCCCCGGGGCCACAAAACUGUCUCGGUCGCGCGGCCCGACCGGGGCGCGGGGGAGCGCGGGGCGCGGGACAGGAGCCGCCGCUGGACAUGGGCCGCGCGCCGCUGCUGCUGCCGCUGCUGCUGUGGCUUCACACCUGCGUUCCAGCCUCCUGGGGCCUGCAGUGCAUGCAUUGUGAGAAGAGUGGCCGUUGCGAGGUGGAAGAAUGCGCUGGAGCCCAAGAUCUCUGCAGAACCACUGUCCUGCAAAUAUGGAAAGGAGGAAAGAAUCUGGAUGUGGUGGAGAGAGGGUGCACCCACCCAGAGAAGACCAACAGGACCAUGAGCUACCGCACCGGCCUGCAGAUCAUCGCCCUUUCAGAGACUGUGUGCGGGUCCAACCUCUGUAACCAGCCCAUCCUUGAUCGGGCAGGAAAGGAAUUUCCCCGAAGCCGGUACCUCGAAUGCUCCUCCUGUGCCUCAUCAGACCUCAGCUGUGAGAGGGGCCGGGCACAGGAUCUGCAAUGCCGAAGCCCUACAGAACAGUGCGUGGAGGUGGUGACCCACAGGAACCUGGAAGGAGGUUCAAGAGAUGAAAACCACGUCCGUGGCUGUGGCAACCUUCCUGGUUGCCCAGGCCCCACCGGCUUCCAUAACAACCACACCUUUCACUUCCUGCGCUGUUGCAACACUGCCAAAUGCAAUGGGGGCCCAGUCGUGGAGCUUCAGGACCUGCCAGUGAAUGAAUUCCAGUGCUACAGCUGUGAGGGGAACAGCACCGAUGGAUGCUCCGUGGAAGAGACUGCCCUCAUCACCUGCCGGGGCCCCAUGAACCAGUGUCUGGAAGCCUCUAGCAGCCACGAGCUGGGGACCCCAAACUACAUGCUCAGAGGCUGUGCCACCCCGUCCUGGUGCCAAGGCCCUCAUGUGGCUGAAAUCUUCGAGCUGAAUAAUCUCAACAUCUCCUGCUGUACCGGCAGUGGCUGUAAUGGCCCAACUCGGGACGUCCAGCCCCGAAGCAGGGCUGACCCCCUGCCUACCUCCUCCCACCUCAACUCCACUGUCACCCUGCUUAUGGUUGCUGUCCUGUGGGGAGGCACUCUCUUCUGGACCUGAACCCCUCACCCCCUGCCCUGGCUGGAUCCAGAGGACCCUGAUGCCCUUCCCUUUCCUCUAACACCCGUGGCCUUGCUGUGUGACCUCAGGCCAGUGUGCUGCUAUCUCUGAGCCUCUGUUACCCCCAUCAUCCAAACAUCAGUCUGCAGAAUUGUGAGAACCAGAGGAGGAAAGCUGGAGAAAGGCUGUGGGACAAGGGGAAGGCUGUUAUCAUUGUUGUUGCCGCUGUUAUUAAUAUUUGUAUUAUUUAAUAUUUUAUACAUAAUUAAAGAUUUUUG
Sorex fumeus (smoky shrew) is the source of this 1383-nucleotide messenger RNA. It is a transcript of the gene PLAUR, whose product is annotated as plasminogen activator, urokinase receptor. The record is from RefSeq and is a predicted model, not a curated record. The coding region runs from base 101 to 1105 and encodes 334 amino acids. Gene Ontology annotation, cellular component: plasma membrane. Lineage: Eukaryota; Metazoa; Chordata; Mammalia; Eulipotyphla; Soricidae. The transcript has 7 exons.